Messenger RNA from Solanum stenotomum, 1426 nucleotides. Its product is annotated as norbelladine synthase-like. Bases 346 to 822 code for a protein of 158 amino acids. Lineage: Eukaryota; Viridiplantae; Streptophyta; Magnoliopsida; Solanales; Solanaceae. Gene Ontology annotation, biological process: defense response; abscisic acid-activated signaling pathway. The record is from RefSeq and is a predicted model, not a curated record. Gene Ontology annotation, molecular function: protein phosphatase inhibitor activity; signaling receptor activity; abscisic acid binding. Gene Ontology annotation, cellular component: nucleus; cytoplasm. The transcript has a single exon.
GCUAAAAGAUAAAAGGUUUCCCUUGUCGUUUUACCUCUAGACUUGGAGUUCCAUUAGUAUAAAAUUAGUUGUAGUUGUUGUUUAGGCCCUAACAAAUGUUGGUUGUACCUAAAACUGCAUUGAAUAAUUGGUCGGCUGGCUGUUACCAGCGUGUUUGGAAUCUCUGAAACUAUAUUCUCUUUGUGUGCAACUUUGUCUUGAUGUAGAAUUUGAUAUCAUUUCAAGCUCCAAAACUGGUAGUAGUCUUUAUUUGUGUGUGUGUAUAUAUAGGGGUACAUGAAAGAGCAUACUCAGUCAGUUAAACACUUCUCUCUUUGAACUAUUAUUGUCCUUCCACCAAAAAUUAUGUUUGGAACGAUUUCUGAAGAGAUUGAAGUAGCUGUGCCUGCCAGUGAAGCUUGGAAGGUAUAUGGCACGCUUCAAUUGGCCAAUAUUGUGGUCAAAGAGCUCCCUCAUGUCCUACACAAGGUUGAUGUAAUUGAAGGUGAUGGCGGUACUGGGACAGUCCUCAAACUAACCUUUCCACCUGGCACUCCGCUGUUUACCUAUUCCAAGGAAAGAUUUUCUGUUGUGGAUGAUGAGAAUCGGGUAAAAGUAGCUCUGGUGGUGGAAGGUGGGCUUCUUGAUCACGGAUUCACUUUCUUUCAGGUGCGCUUUGAUGUCAUAGAGAAGUAUGAAACAACAUGCAUCACCAAAGCCACGAUUGAGUAUGAGGUCAAGCAAGAAACAGCUGCUAAUGUUUCAUUUGUUAGUAUUCAAACUUUUGUGACCAUAAUGGAAGCUGUUGCUAAGUAUCUAACUCAGCAGAAAGAUGGUCAAUAAUCUCCCCGAUCCCUUUGUUUCUGUUAAGCCCGUGAGGAUGUUAAUUCAUGAAAUUGCUUCAUACUAGCAGAAGACAGAAAGCUUGUCUGUAUUUGUGUAUUGAAUUUAGCUUGUACCAUUUGCCUCCUAGAAGGGGAAAAUGAAUAAAUAAGAACCUCACAAUCGCUGAUUAUUAGAAAUGGAAUAACUAGCAUCACAGGAUAGUAAUUAGCUGUCUACGACCCUAUUACGGAAAAGAUGCGGGAGUUUCUUAAAAAUUUGGUCAAGGUUUGAGGAUGAGAUAGUUUCUAUUGUGUGUCUCUGAUGAUUGUUAUGCGGAGUUUCUUGUUCAGAGUCACAGAAAUUUCAAAAUAACGUACGUACUAACAAGGCUGUCAAAAUAUAGUCAAUCAUAAAAUUAGAUCUGGAUUUGUGAUAUAUAUUUCUUUCUCCAACCUAAUCACACAUUGAUGAAAUUUAGAUUGUUAGUUACUAGUGCUGACAUUUCAACAGAAGUUUUGACAAUUUUGUUAACUCAUUUAAUUCAUGGUAUUAUGAUGUCUGGUAUUUUGGCUAAUUGGUGUUCCAACAUGGAGGUUAUCAGAUGGGUCAUGACUUGGCCUGA